CCGCCCCGGGGGUGGGGAGUCACCUCCAGCGGCCUCACGGGAGUUGUAGUCGGCGGGGAGCGGCGAACGGCGCCGGAGGCUCACCCCGGGCCGUCUCUCCGCGACAUGGCGGCGGCCGCUCAGAAUUGCAGGUGUCACAGAGAAGAAUAAUCUUAGUCAGCCCAACAGUCAUCAAGGAUAUGAACUCUGCUGUUUUUAUCUAGAUGGAUGAAAAGGUUAACAGCACAGAAGGGGACCUCCUUUGGUUUUCAAGAUGGCAGCAACUAGUGGCGAAAGCCAGCUGCAGCGGAUUAUCAGAGACUUGCAAGAUGCUGUGACUGAAUUAAGUAAAGAAUUUAAAGAAGGAGGGGAACCAAUAACAGAUGACAGUGUCAACUUGCAAAAAUUCUCCUACAAACUUGAGUACCUUCUACAGUUUGACCAGAAAGAAAAAAACACAUUGCUGGGGAACAGAAAAGACUACUGGGAUUAUUUCUGUGACUGUCUGGCAAAAGUCAAAGGAGCUAAUGAUGGAAUCCGCUUUGUCAAGUCUAUUACGGAACUACGAACAUCUCUUGGAAAAGGAAGAGCAUUUCUUCGCUACUCCCUGGUUCACCAAAGGCUAGCAGACACCUUACAGCAAUGUUUUAUGAACACCAAGGUGACCAGUGACUGGUACUAUGCAAGAAGUCCAUUUCUGAAUUCCAAAAUGAGUUCUGACAUUGUGGGUCAACUCUAUGAGCUCACUGAUGUUCAGUUUGACUUGGCAUCAAGAGGCUAUGAUUUAGAUGCUGCUUGGCCAGCAUUUGCCAGGAGGACGCUGUCCUCGCUUGGAUCUUCAGCAUAUUUAUGGAAGCCCCCAAGUCGCAGUUCCAGCAUGAGCAGUUUAGUGAGCAGUUAUUUGCAGGCCCAAGAGUUUCCUUCCAGCCCUGAUGCAAAUAGUUCACUAAAUGUUGAACACCUUGAGGGCUUUGAAGAGAUGCGUGUAGAACUUGACCAGGCUGAGCUGAGGCAGAGGGAACUUCAAGAUCGUAUUCACCAGCUAGAAAUGGAAAACCAGGAGCUCCAGGCAGCUGUCAACCUUCAGAAAGAACAAGUACAGGUAGAAAAGGAGAAGAGCAAUAACUACAGCGAGGAGAACUCCCGGCUGACAAAGAUGAUCACAGAGUUGCAGAAGCAGUGUGAGGUCUCACACUCCACUCAGAGCACUGUUCAUGACCUGCAGAAGUGCCUGCAGUCACUGGAACUGAAUGCAGUGGAACAGCAGAAGGAAUACUCAACAAAGCUGGAGCAGCUGGUGACCAGCAAGGAAGACUGUGCCUCAAAAUUGCAGGUGUUGAAUCAGGAGCUGGAGGCAUCUAGGGCUUUGGUUGCUAUGAAGGAUCUUUGCAUUGAUGAGCUCAAAGCCAAGCUGAGUUCCACAGAACAGAAGAACCUCAACCUCCUUGCAAAAGUUGAUGCUGCCUUGGAGGAAAAGGGACAGCAAGCCACAGCCCACUGUGACUCUGCCCUACAGAUACGGGCACUGUUAGAGAAGCUUCAGGAGAUAGAAAAGGAAAAGGCAGAUAUGCAAAGACUCAAUGAUGAACAUGCAUCUCAGCUGAAAGCAGCAAGGGAGGAGCUGCAGCUGAAAGAAGAGGCACAGAAGGAACUGGAAUCCAGAUACAAUCGCCUCACUGCUGACUACAAAGAAGAGAGUGAAAAGCUGCGUGGGAGCCUGGAAACCAUGGCAAAGGAAAUGGAUGCAGUUCAGAAGGCCCUGACCCUGAAAGGAAAGGAGAUGGCUGAGCUCCAGACCCAGGUAAUGGGGUCGCUGGCUCAGGUGGGGUCACUGGAAAAAAAACUUGAGGAAGCAAGGAAAGAAAAAGAGAAACUUGAGGAGGAGUAUGGUAGGAGGGAAGGAGCACUGAAGCAGGAAGCCCAGUCGCAAGCAGAGCAACUUGAACUACAGGAGGGUCGCUUAACAAAGGUGAGUCAGACUGCGCGUAGCCUUGAGGAUCAAAACCAGAAACUCUUGUCUGAGAAAGAGCAUCUCAGCCAGAAAGUCAAGGAGCUGGAGGAGCAGAUGGAACAGCAAAACUCUGCAGUGAGCGAAAUGGGUGAGGAAAGCGGGAAACUGAAAGCGGAGAAUGCAAAUUUGCAGCAGUCCAAGAAGAAGAUGGAAGGGAAGCUGAAAAAUUUGGAAGCUUCUAAAGCUUCCCUGGAAGCCGAGGUAGCCAAGCUGAGGGCAUCUGAGAAACAGCUUCAGAGUGAGAUAGAUGAUGCCCUGGUGUCAGUUGAUGAAAAAGAGAAGAAACUCCGGGGCGAGAACAAACAGCUGGAUGAAGACUUGCAGAAUGCCAGGAGGCAAAGCCAAAUUCUGGAGGAGAAGUUAGAGGCUCUGCACUCAGACUACGAAGAACUAAAGCAAAGAGAAGAGACCACCAAGGAGUCUUAUGCUUCACUUGAAGGACAGCUGAAGAGUGCCAAACAGCACAGUUUACAAAUGGAAAAAAGCUUAGGCGCCUUGAAGGAAAGCAAAGAGUGUCUCCAGUCACAGCUCACAGAGAAGGAAGCAGAACUGCAAGGCAUGGAGAGCCAGUGUGAGCAGCUAAGAGCAGAAGCUGAAAGACAUAGGAAGAAAGCAGAGACCCUUGAGGUAGAAAAGCUUAGUGUUGAAAAGACAUGCCUUCAUCAGACAAAGCUUAUUGAAUCCCUCACAUCGGAAAAGGAAUCAGUGGAACAGCACCAACUACAGCAGGCGGCUUCUCUGGAGAAGGAGGCAAAAGAGCUGGCUUCCAGAUUGACCGUGAGUGAAGAGCAGUUGGAGGUCAACCGAGGGGAGGUGUCUAGACUGCAAGCAGAAGUCCUUGACCUGCGAGUCAAGCUUCAGCAGAUCACUGAUGAGAGAGAGCAGAUGAGAGGUCAGCUGGCAAUCACAGAGACUGUUUUGAGUGAGCAGAAGGCACUUGUUCAGCAGCUGAAAGAGCAAAGUGAGUCACUCAACAGAAACCAUGUUCAAGAACUGGUGCAAUGUAAAGAAAGAGAAGAAGUGCUGAAAAAAGAGCAGGAGACAGCAGUCUAUCAAAAAGCUGAGCUGGAAAAUAAUUUCCUGAACCUGAAGGAAGAGCUAUCCAAGGUUAAACAGUACUUGGAAGUUGCUAGAAUGGAAAAUGAAGAAAACAAAGAUCUCCUCCACAGGACCAACACGGAUAUGGCUGAACUUGGUAUUCAGAUUUGUGCCUUGACCUCUGAAAAGGUGGAUGCAGAAGAGCAGUUAUCCCAGGCCACAGAAAAGCUCAAAGAACUGGAAGAACAGGCAGCAGAGCAACAGGAGAAGCUGAAGCUUGACAUCUCUAAUCUCAGACAGGAGAACAAGAGCCUGCAAGAGAAAUUAGAGGAAGCUCAAAUAUGUGCCGCAGCUGUCCCAAGUCUGCAAUUGCAGCUGGAGACAGUAAAGAAGCAGGCACAGAGUUUCCAAGAGACCAGCCAAGAAGAGCUAUCUGCAAUAAAAUUUCAAAUGAGCACAGAGAUUCUAAAUUAUCAGACAAAAUUCAAGGCUGUCAGUGAAGAGUGUGGGAAAGUAAGAGAGCAACUCGAGGAGCAGAGGCGACAACAGCACGCUGCAGAGGAAGAGAUUGCAGAGUUACAAGCUGCAAAUACGAGUUUGUCCAGAAAGCUGGAGGAAGCAAGAGAGCAGCUGUCUGAAUCAGAAACUGCUCGGCUGCAGAAGGAAGAGGAGGUGACAUCUCUGAGACAACUCUUGGAAAGGAUCCAAAAAGAAGCUGAUGAAGCAAAAGAGAAGGUCCUGGAUUACAGUGAGAAGCUCAGCAAGGUGGCAGCAGACAAAGACAGCAGCGACCAGAAGUUAUUUGCUGAACUGGAUGACCUGACAAGAACAAAACAGUUCCUUGAAGAACGUUUGAUAGAACUUAUCAGAGACAAGGAUGCUUUGUGGCAAAAAUCAGAUGCUCUGGAGUUCCAGCAGAAGCUUAGUGCAGAGCAAAGGUGGCAGGGGGACACAGAAGUUAAUCAUUGUCUGGACUGCCAGAGAGAGUUCUCAUGGAUGGUGCGCCGACACCACUGCAGAAUGUGCGGUCGCAUUUUCUGCUACUACUGCUGCAACAACUACAUGGUGACAAAGCCAGGUGGAAAAAAGGAGCGUUGCUGCAGAGCUUGCUUUAGUAAACCUAGAGUCAUUGUGGACAGUACCGAUGACUCUGGAUCCAGUGCCAACCAGGAAGGAUCACCAGCUUCGUUGGAAUCACCUGUGUCACCAUCUGAGAGGGCUCUUGUUGCAAGUGAAGCCUGUAAACCACUAGAUGAUGCAGCAUUUGAUAUAAUCACUGAUGAGGAGCUGUGUCAAGUACAGGAAUCAGACUCUCUCCACAAUGAAAGUGAGAUGGAAAGAGACUCUCUGGAUCAAAGCGUGACAGAUCUCCCUGUAAUUCAUAGCUGGUGCUACUCCAGUGUUCACCCAGAGCAAGUACCCUUUUUGAGAAACAGCACGUGUAAUUCUUCAACCUUUGAUGAAUCGGAAGAGUGGCAAGUUGCUCAAGAUGCUGAGAUAUGCUUGUUGAAGUCUGGAGAAAUCAUGAUCAAAUUACCCCUUACAGUGGAAGAGAUCUUAAAUUUUGGGGAAAGCAACAGAGAGCUGUUCAUUAAAUCCAGCACCUACAGUAUCAUUCCCAUCACCGUUACAGAGAUGGGGCUAACAAUUAGCUGGAUCUUUUCAUCAGACCCUAAAAGCAUAUCCUUCAGCGUUGUCUACCAAGAAUCAGAAGACACACCACUGGAUCAAUGCAAAGUUCUUAUUCCUAUGACCCGCUGCAACUCUCAUAAGGAAACUAUCAGAGGACAGGUGAAAGUCAGAAACUCUGGAAUCUACACCCUGAUAUUUGACAACACAUUCUCUAGAUUUAUCUCAAAAAGAGUGUUUUAUCACUUGGCUGUCGAGCGACCUGUCAUCUAUGAUGGAAGUGAUCUUCCAUAGCCUUGACUACACUGUGUUAUUUUUAAGUAAUUUUUUAAGAAAAGCUAUUAUUUAUGUACAUGUAAGCAUUAUGAUUACCACUGUGUUUGAAGACUUUGAAACUAUGCAAUAGGUAUUAUGCACUUAGAGAACGUGUAUACACUAAAAACCAGAAGCCUUUUUAGGAACACUAAUGGUUCUGUACUGUGUACAGAUUGCUGAAAAGCCAUGUUGUUUGAUUUAACAGGUCAAUAAUAACCAAAUUUUUUUCAGUGGGGAGAAAAAUAAGUGUGGGGGAUGUCAAAAUGCAAACUGAAAUUCUCUACUGAAAAUGGAAUUACUUUUCUUCCAAAAAUAUCCUUCAAAAGGAAAUCUAAAGAAAAAUGUAUAUUUUUGUUGACCUCUUCACUGAGGAGUAAACAUAACCAUUUCUGUUCUGCUCCAAUGCUCUUACCGUCAGAACAACAUCUAUGCAAUACUUCAGUCUUCACAGGCACAUAUUGUAAUCCAUCUAGAAUUUUUUAUCUUUUCCAAGUUUUAUAAACGGCGAACAUAGGGGUUUUUUACAUUUUGGGCUAAGAUUUGGUAAGUCUUAACCGGCUUUCACAAAUGCUUUGUUACUGAAUACCGGUUACAAAACAGUACAACACAAAGCAGCACCUCCUUUCGCUUUUCCUCACCGUACUCUGUAAGUUGGUUCACUGAAACCAGCUCUUACGGUGAGUACCAGCGGCAGAAUCAGGAGUAUAAUCUGUAGAAUGGAGUACUACACACUGUGUGAUAUUAGGAAGAAGAGCAUUCCUUUUUCCUGCUCUAGCACCUUAGUCAUCAGCAUUCAGAGGAAAGCACAGUUUCUGGGGAGGUCAGCAGUCUCUCACUCUCUCUCUAGACCACGUGGAAGAUAGCAAUAAUGUUGGAAUCGGUCUCAAAAAGUCCAUCCAGAACAGAAUGCAUAUCCAGCCCUGGUGAGCGCUCUACCCGGUGUUAGUGUAUUCUGCCCCUUUCCGAACCCGUCAGUUGCCCUCGCCAACUGCUGACUUUCCAUCUCAGAUCUGGGGACAGAGCUGGCUGUAAACGCUGCCUUUUAAGGGAAGACAAAAUUUCCAUGCAAACAGUCUGCUUUCUAUAUAGAAUUUCAACUUUUUGUCGAAAUAUCUGAAAGCGGAUUUUUUCUGUUUAAAACUCCUGUCAUCUGAUGGAAAGGCAAAACAUUUGGCAGGAGAAAGGAGAAAAGCUCCUUCUCCCCACCAGCCCUCCUCAGUAUUUCAGGUGUGUCUGAUUUCUCAUGUUAUUGGUCUCCCAAGGAGACCUCGGACAGACCUGGAAGACUUUAGUGCAGCGAUUGGUAGAAGACCAGCACAGCCCGCCAGGAACCGUGUGGGCUCUUGGUGGCAGCUGUAGCUGGUCAACAGGGGUCAUGGCGGGAGACAGAAAGUAAGAUAUGAGGGGAAAGAAGAAAAAAAAGGGCAAGAACAAGCCAGAGCAAAUGAUUUAGGGGAGGGGAAAGGGGCAAACUUGUAAAAACAAGGGCAGGCAAUUGGAGGGAUCAGCUUGAACAGGGAAGGAAGUCAGGAGAGUCCAGCUGGUGUUUAUCCAUAACCUGUAAGGGAUCUCCUACACCAGAAGGCUGGUUGUUUAAAAGAUGGAGGUCACGAGACAAUUGUUGGACAUUUACAUACUGGCAGCUGAGGCAGAGGGAAAUUUCUAAUCAUAGGAAAGAAAAGAAUACUGCCGAUAAAGCUAAAGGUUGCUGAUCAUUCAUUCCGGUUGUUAACAAUGUAGAAAUACAGUGAUCUUGAAAAAGAUUGUGAAAAAAAACGACUACUUUUCAUGGAACACAUAGAUUUUAGGCAUCUGGCUCAUCGAUACCUUUCCCUUCCCUUCAGAUGCCCCUUCCCAGCGUUGGUGGCGUGCUCCCCAGCCUCUGCCAGGCAGAGGGGUCGGUGGGAGGUGCAACCUGGUUUGCUGCCCCUCCUGAGGGAACAGGCUGCAAGGCAGCUGAACCCUCACCUGCCUGCGUGCAUGAAAAUGAGAUGGGCAAGAGACCGAAGCUGGCAAUAAACAGGCAAUACAAUGGCACACGGAUCAGUUCAUGAAUUAUGGCGUAUUUCAGUGUUGAAGCUACGUUUUGUAUUUAAUUAGGCAAGAAGAGAUUAUUUAUUGCUUAAAAAUGGAGUACUGUGAACCAUAUGCUAUGCAAUUUCACCGAGCUGUUACUGAAGUCUGAUGCAGUUUUCCUUUAAGCUUUUAGGUGUGGUUUUUAAAAGUAUUUUGCUGUUGUUUUACGUAGAAUACUAAUCUUCCUAGGAUAUCUUUCUUAAAAAGCCAAAUGUAAGGUAAAGGGACACUGUCAAAUAUCUUAGGCUGUCAUCUCUGCUCAGAAGUAUUUGAAAUAUCUCCAUUCAAAAUUAUAUGAUAGACUUGCCUCUGGAUUUCCUCUUUGCAUACCAGUUCUUAACAUUUUUUCAUCUGUGGCACUUUUAGGCCACUCAUGUAACUUUUGCAGUAAUUGGCCCUAUCUAGUAAGCCAGAUUUUUCCCAACAAGUCUUCCACAUAGACAGUGCCAAAGCUGGCUGAAACCACUGCAUCUGUGGGGUUUUUUGAUCAUUUGAGUCUUUGUGGUACCUUUUCUUCAGGUUUUCCUGCCCUGUAAGAGUAGAUUUGUGACUUUUUUACUUUCUGAAAGAGGACUAAGAGUGGAAGUCAGAACGUGUAAUUUAAAGAUGAGAAGGUUUGCUUCUAACCAAGGAGAGUACGUAGGAAGGAGAAAAAGUUUCAAAAGAGGAAAUACUCAAAGUGGUAAGGUACAACAAAUGGACAGGAGUGCAACUGUUCAAAUCAACUGUUCACGAACAGGAAUCCCAUCAUGUCACCUAGAAGAGGCAGUGUCUUCCACCUCAGAGGCGGUGCAGAGAAGACAGUAAAGAACCUGUCAUUAGUACCGACCUUUUGGUUGAAUGUCCCUGACGGUUUAUUACUGGAGACCCAGAAACCCAAUAAAGGACUUCGCACAAGUGCAGGUUUGUGCGAGAGAUGAUUUUGUUCAAGCACCUUAUACUCCCAUUCACAAUGCUCACAGGAGCUGUGCCAGGGAUGCUGGUACAUCUGUUUACCUUCAGAUUCUCGGGUCAUUUUUUUAAUUACGCCUUUUAUUAACUCACAAUGCCCAGCAAUGCAGUUAAGAGAAAAUAAAUAUUUGAAAUUGAUAGUGAAAUUGAUUUAAGAGGGUGUCACAUUCCUGGGUCAAAGAGAGUCUACCUUGUGGUCCGCAGUUGGGUGUUUUCCCUGGAUGCUGGAGCAAUGGAGGAUAAUAUUUUUUGUUAUGCAGAGGUUCAUGUGAAGGAAAGAACGUAGUUGCUUUAAGAAGCCGCCAGUGUUCCUUUACUCAAUGUUACUCAAUGUUGCUAUAUGAAAAAUCACUGAGAUGUAUGGCACCAGAGUGUACCACGUUACAAAAUGGCAAAGCUACAAAAGCCUGACUUUGCUCCUUUUUUAAAAUUGAAAUUGCACUAUAGUUUUAAUUAUGCUCAAUCCCUGAGAUUGUAAGUUGUUCAGAAGCAUCUUUUGGUCUUAACUGCCAAAGAAUUGCAAACCCCAUUCACAUCAAACUUCACGCUCCAGAUGGGGGGAAAAAGAGGUUUAUGUGUACCAGCGUCUGUACAGUUACAGAGAUGUAGACGGUUGUGUACUGGAAUGUUUCUUGAUGCUUUUUUUUUCCUUUUUUAACCUCAGGAAUUAAAAAAAUAAAAUUCUAUAUCGUUGA
Chroicocephalus ridibundus (black-headed gull) is the source of this 8694-nucleotide messenger RNA. It is a transcript of the gene FYCO1, whose product is annotated as FYVE and coiled-coil domain autophagy adaptor 1. The record is from RefSeq and is a predicted model, not a curated record. The transcript is spliced from 19 exons. The coding region runs from base 254 to 4951 and encodes 1565 amino acids. Gene Ontology annotation, cellular component: lysosome; late endosome; autophagosome. Gene Ontology annotation, molecular function: metal ion binding. Lineage: Eukaryota; Metazoa; Chordata; Aves; Charadriiformes; Laridae. Gene Ontology annotation, biological process: plus-end-directed vesicle transport along microtubule; positive regulation of autophagosome maturation.